This is a messenger RNA of Serinus canaria (Common canary), 1644 nucleotides long. RefSeq names its product EEF1A lysine methyltransferase 4 (gene EEF1AKMT4). NCBI's taxonomy places the organism in Eukaryota, Metazoa, Chordata, Aves, Passeriformes, Fringillidae. The record is from RefSeq and is a predicted model, not a curated record. The transcript has 3 exons. The coding region runs from base 1 to 759 and encodes 252 amino acids. Gene Ontology annotation, molecular function: S-adenosylmethionine-dependent methyltransferase activity.
AUGGAGCGGCGGCGCGCGCCCCCCGCCCCCCCCCGGUACGGGCGGCGCCGGUUCUGGGACGAGCUGUACCGGCGGGAGGGCGCCGAGACCCGCGAGUGGCUGGGGGGGCUCUCCCGGUUUCUCCCGCAGCUGGAGCCCGAGCUGCGCCCCGGUGACCGCAUCCUCGUCCUCGGCUGUGGCAACAGCGCCCUGAGCCAUGACCUGUACGAGCUGGGCUACACCGACGUCACCAGCAUCGACUUCUCGGCCGCCUGCAUCGCGGCCAUGCGCGCCCGCUACGCCCGCUGCCCCGGCCUGCGCUGGGCCGUCAUGGACAUCCGCGCCCUCACCUUCCCUGACGCCUCCUUCGACGUGGUGCUGGAGAAGGGCACCCUCGACGUGCUCAUGGUGGAGGAAACUGACCCCUGGCACGUCUCGCCCCAGGCAGCCGCUGCGAUGCGCCGGGUGCUGGCAGAGGUGAGCCGGGUGCUGCGCCCAGGGGGCUGCUUCAUCUCCAUCACAUUCGCCCAGCCCCACUUCCGCAAGCCCCACUAUGCCCAGGAGGCCUUUGGCUGGUCCCUGCGCCACGCUGCCUGCAGGGACGGGGACGCCGGUGCCUUCCACUACUUCCUGUACGUCAUGCGCAAGGGGCAGCCCCUGGAACCCCAGGACGUGGUGUUGGGGCGCCGCCUGCACCAGCCCACCCCGGCCCCCGCCCCGCCGCCGCCCCCCGCCCCCCCGGAUGACGACGAGGACUAUCUCCUCGCCAUCCAGCUGUGACCCGGGGGCUUGCCUGCCUGCCCCCACCCAGUAAAGCCUUAAGAUGCUCUAUCCUCACACGUGGGAGGCAGGGAACCAGUGCAUCCCCCUGCAAGCUGCCCAGUGGUGUGGGUGAUGGAAGGAAAGAGGGGGGUGCUUGGCCUCCUCCAGGGGCACAGGGAUGCUCUGGUGAUUCUGUGCCCCCUCCCUGGCCUUUCCUUGCUGAGCUGGAGAGCAGCCAGGACUCCAGGCUUUGCAGCCAGUAAAGAAAUCAAAUCAGGUUUAAUUUCACCCAUCCAUCUUGCAGGGAGUGGCUCCCUGUCCCCCAUCCCUUCCCCCUUGGCAUGGACAGCCAGGCUGAGGGCAGAAUGGGGAUGCUGGCACUGGCUAUGGGGGGCAGGAUUGGAGGUGCCCACUGGUCCACUCCCCACUCCCCCCCCCCCCACUCCAUCCUGCACCAGGACCUGGCCCUGGGGGUGUGUAAGGGCACCUUGUCCUUGUCACCCCCCAAGUAGCGGGGGGGUCCAGGCUGGAAUGUGCCAGCAUGGGGCAGGCGGUACCACAGGGCAGGAAGGGCAGCAUAUCUGCUUCUUUCCCCAUCCAUCCCCACUCCUGCUUGUGGUGACAGUCCUGGUGUGCUGCACACGCCUGGCCCGUGUCACCCUGUGCCUGGGGCCAGCAGCAUGGUGACACAUGUGUGCCAGGGUGGGUGACGGCUGGGCCACCGCAUGCUGGCGGGACUGGCUGCGUGUGUCUGCUAGUGUGGCAGGUGCAUGGGUGCCACUGGCAGUGUCCCCAGAGGCUCUUUGGGCACCAACUCCCCCUGGGGUAGGCAAAAGGGACCCCCUCCUGGGUGGUGACAGCACAGAGGCAUGAGCUGCUGGGCUGCUAUUUCGGGCAGAAGGC